UAAAAUUUCCAAUAUUGAGAAAAAUAUAUAUAUUUGGAAACUCUGCAAUGAACUAUUUUCCAGGAAUGUGGACCGUAGAUUCUUCUGACAACGAAUGGAUAUAACGGCCAGUCUAAAGCCACCUAGAAUCUCGUUCCCUAUUUAAUCAAAUCCCACCAAGUUAGAAUCUUGAAGGAUUGUUUCCCUAUGAAAUAUAAAUCUCCACCACCUACCAACUAGCCUAGCUUGUUACGCCGGAGUGGCACUCCCCAAAUCCCGAUGGCCUCCACCCUCUCCUGCUCCGCCGCCGACCUCCUCCCCCUCCUGGGUCCCGCAGCAAAUGCCUCUGCCGCUGCUGAGUUCAUCUGCGGCCGCUUUGAGGCAGUUUCCAAUAAGUUUGUUGAUACAGGCUUUGCACUGGAUACCACCUACCUUCUCUUUUCUACGUACUUGGUUUUCGCCAUGCAGCUUGGUUUUGCAAUGCUCUGUGCUGGCUCAGUCCGGGCAAAGAACACCAUGAACAUCAUGCUCACCAACGUUCUUGACGCUGCCGCCGGUGGCUUCUUUUAUUAUACGUUUGGUUUUGCCUUUGCAUUUGGAUCGCCGUCUAAUGGGUUCAUCGGCCAACAUUUCUUUGGGCUGAGUAAGUUCCCAUCGCCAUCUUUUGAUUAUAGCUAUUUCCUGUUUCAAUGGGCUUUUGCCAUAGCAGCAGCUGGAAUCACCAGCGGAUCAAUAGCAGAGAGAACCCAAUUUAUUGCAUAUUUGGUAUACUCUUCUUUUCUGACCGGUUUGGUUUAUCCGAUUGUUUCCCAUUGGUUCUGGUCUUCCAAUGGGUGGGCUAGCCCUGGGAGAUCAGAAAAUCUAUUGUUUGGCUCUGGGGUUAUUGAUUUUGCUGGUUCUGGCGUUGUCCAUCUGGUUGGAGGCGUUGCCGGUUUGUGUGGUGCACUGAUCGAAGGUCCUCGCAUUGGCCGAUUUGAUGACUCUGGCCGUGCCGUGACGAUGCGUGGACACAGUGGCACUUUGGUUGUAUUGGGUACUUUCUUAUUAUGGUUUGGCUGGUAUGGGUUCAAUCCUGGUUCAUUUGUUAAUAUUUUGAAGAGUUAUAAUGGAAGUGGUUCAUAUUAUGGGCAAUGGAGUGCCGUCGGUAGAACUGCCGUGACCACCACUCUAGCAGGUUGCACAGCUGCAUUGACCACUCUCUUUGGGAGGAGGUUACUGGUUGGUCACUGGAAUGUAACUGACGUUUGUAAUGGUUUGCUUGGUGGGUUUGCAGCCAUUACCGGUGGUUGCUCUGUUGUUGACCCGUGGGCUGCGGUGGUUUGUGGCUUUGUUGCUGCAUGGGUCCUUAUUGGAUGCAAUAAACUGGCAGAGAAGUUGCAUUACGAUGAUCCAUUGGAGGCUGCACAGCUUCAUGGAGGCUGUGGUUCUUGGGGGAUUAUAUUCACUGGAUUGUUUGCAAAGAAGGCCUACGUAGAGGAGGUUUAUCCGGGUCAUCCAGGAAGACCGUACGGGUUGUUCAUGGGAGGAGGUGGGAGACUAUUGGCUGCAAAUACUGUGCAGAUUCUGGUGAUAGUGGCGUGGGUGAGUGUGACUAUGGGGACGUUGUUCUUGAUUCUGCAUAAAUUGCAGCUGUUAAGGAUCACACCAGAAGAGGAAACAGAAGGAAUGGAUCUUACAAGCCAUGGUGGGCAUGCUUAUACACUUGCCGAUGUUCUUGAUGCUCAGAAACAAGCAGCGGCUGCUGCUGUUUGAUUAUCGAGUUCUUUUGUUGUGUGUUGCUUUGCUUCUUGUAAUUUUAGGUUCUUAUUAUGUAUCAAGUUUGAUUAAAUAUGAUUACUAAUGAAGAUCCUUAAUGUGAAAAGAACUAGUUUGCUAA
Messenger RNA from Manihot esculenta (cassava), 1855 nucleotides. RefSeq names its product ammonium transporter 1 member 4. The transcript has a single exon. The record is from RefSeq and is a predicted model, not a curated record. Lineage: Eukaryota; Viridiplantae; Streptophyta; Magnoliopsida; Malpighiales; Euphorbiaceae. Gene Ontology annotation, biological process: ammonium homeostasis; ammonium transmembrane transport. Gene Ontology annotation, cellular component: membrane. Bases 259 to 1731 code for a protein of 490 amino acids. Gene Ontology annotation, molecular function: ammonium channel activity.